AAAGAGCCUUGGUGAGUAGGAACAAGAAGCUAAAUUUAUAUAUAAAUACAUAAAAGGCCCCCCCUUUAUCUUUGCUCCUCAUUCCACCCCUCUCUCUCUCUCUCUCUCUCUGCAACUCGCUUUCUCUCUCUUGUCCAUGUGAUUCGAUCUCCACAAUUAUCUCCAAAAACCCAUAACCUUUACAAAAGAGAAAGAGCAAGAACCAUGGUUUUUUCUUCCAUCCCAGCUUAUCUUGAUCCAGCCAACUGGCAACAGCAACCAAAUCAUCCCACUGGGACUAGUAUUGCAGGGAGUUCGCAGCUUCUUCCGCCACCCCCGCCGCCGCCCCCACAACCUCAUGGGGGUGGCGGCGCGGGCUCGAUCAGGCCCGGCUCAAUGGCCGAUCGAGCCCGGAUGGCGAACAUACCGUUGCCGGAGGCCGCACUAAAAUGCCCAAGAUGCGACUCCACCAACACUAAAUUUUGCUACUUCAACAACUACAGCCUCACCCAGCCUCGCCACUUCUGCAAGACCUGUAGAAGGUACUGGACCAGAGGUGGUGCUCUUAGAAAUGUUCCUGUCGGAGGAGGCUGCCGGAGGAACAAAAGGAGCAAAGGGAGUAGUUCAAAGUCUCCGGCUAGCAGCGCCGAUCGCCAAUCGGGUAGUGCUGGUUCCACCAGCUCAAUUCCUUCUAGUAGUGGCACCGCCGAUAUGAUAGGCCUGAACCCUCAGCUGCGUUUCAUGGCUCCUUUGCAUCAACUUUCUCAUGACUUUGCUGCCGGGGAAAUCGGCAUGAACUACGGCUUGAAUUACGCACCAAUGGGAGUAGCAGGUGACUUGAAUUUUCAGAUAGCAAGUGGUAGUGGGGGUGGGGGUGGUGAUGCUGGGUCCUUGUUAUCAGCCGCCGGUGUAGAGCACUGGCGGUUGCAGCAAGCUCAGGCGCAGUUCCCCUUCUUUGGUGGCUUGGAUCCUUCGCCGGGGUUGUUUGCCGGUGGUGUCGAGGCAUCCGGUUAUGUAGGGGGAACGAGUCAGGUCGGCCGGCCCAGGCCGUCUAGUUCGGCUGUUACCCAGCAGAUGGCUUCAGUGAAAAUGGAAGAUAAUCAGGGGCUGAAUUUGUCAAGACAGUUCUUGGGAAUUAAUCCCGGGAGUGAGCAAUACUGGAGUGGUACUGGUAAUACUGCAUGGACAGAUCUUUCUGGUUUUAGCUCUUCUUCCAGUACAAGGAACCCCCUAUAGAAUUUCGCUACCUUGUGGUUUAAUUAAGCAGCUCGCCGCGUGAAGCUUUGGGUUUUUGUUAGUGUGGCUGCAAUAUUCAAAGAAAAAUUAGCUUUAAAGACAUAUUAUGAUCAUAGAUAUCAGACUCCAUAGCGUGCAACUUUUAAGUCCCUUGUCCAAGAUGAUGAAAUUUGAGCUGGACCGAAGACCUUGUCUCAAGAUCAACUGAAAACCCUAGAAGUGGUAUUUUUUUUUUUUUUUUUUUGGUGUUCUUUUGGUUCCUUCCACUUAGCUUUUUUUAUUUCUUUUUUCGUAUCAGUUUUUAUUUCUAUUUAGCUUUAGAUUGCAAUGUAUGAUCAUGUUUGCGACAGUGAUCACUGAUCAGCUUAUGAGUUCAUGGAGUUUUGAACCAAUUAAUCGUACAUGUUCAUGAAAUGGAGAAUAUCAUCAUCUACCUUCUGUGGUA
Molecule: messenger RNA, 1660 nt
Organism: Alnus glutinosa
Lineage: Eukaryota; Viridiplantae; Streptophyta; Magnoliopsida; Fagales; Betulaceae
Product: dof zinc finger protein DOF2.4-like
Exons: 2
Coding region: 205-1215 (336 amino acids)
Biological process (GO): regulation of DNA-templated transcription
Molecular function (GO): DNA-binding transcription factor activity; DNA binding
Source: RefSeq, a predicted model, not a curated record